Penicillium soppii is the source of this 2568-nucleotide messenger RNA. Its product is annotated as putative Sin3 complex subunit (Stb2). Gene Ontology annotation, cellular component: Sin3-type complex. The record is from RefSeq and is a predicted model, not a curated record. NCBI's taxonomy places the organism in Eukaryota, Fungi, Ascomycota, Eurotiomycetes, Eurotiales, Aspergillaceae. The transcript has a single exon. The coding region runs from base 1 to 2568 and encodes 855 amino acids.
AUGCAGACAAGCGCCCAGAGCGUGCCGGUUGACCGCACCGACUUCGUUCCCACGCCGGAGGGCGUCAAGAGAAGCCCCGCCUCCCACACGCAAGGAAGCGACUGUUCUCCACAGCAAGGCCAUCAACGACUUGUAUUCACCGACCCAGUUGCCCUCCGAUACCUCGAAGAAGACCCUUCGACCGACGUGCUCGACCGACGCGCCACACUGCAGGGCUAUGAGAUCUACAUUGUUGAACAAUGGGCUUGUUCUCGUGUACAUCCGACAUUUGUCAUCUCAACAUACACCGGUGAUCUAUCACAUACAGUGAUUGUGGGGGUUUUAAGUGUCCCAACGAAUGAGAGUACAUGGUCACCACGACUGCGAAUGUAUUUCGAUGCUAUGAAGCAAUACCACGCUAAAAAGAAGGAAACACCACUGGGGGUCGUCAUGGUUACAGACCUGGGCUCAUUCCCAUCCGCCUUGAGUGUGAUUCCCGUUCCCGGAGGAGAUAUCAAGAAACAUAGACAGGACUUCAUCGUGAAUGAAAACUUGAAGAGGCUCGGGUGCGCUGGUCGUGCGGGUCUAAAGCUUCAGCCGCCAACUCCUGCUACCAAAGCGAAGUUUCACCAACUCUAUCGAACCAGCGAGAGGGUUUUACUAUACGACGCAGUCAUGGAACUUGUCAAACAGUGCCAGAUCGCUUUGAUGGUCUUUGACAAGCUAGCUCCGGAAUAUGUCGAUGGCUUGCUAUGUGAUGUCACCGAGGCCGCAAUCAGUGACUGGUGGACAGAUAUCGGGACAGACCUGUACAAUAUUGAACCAAGCGACAGUGGUUUAGGACCCACAACUGUGGCUGCAUUGCUGGGCACGUUGCUUGGAGCUCGAAACCGACUGCACGCGUACGGUGCCCCAGUGGGGAAAGAUGCAUUUGACUUCCACAAUUUGAAAAGAGGAAUCGGGGGAUUCCAAAAAUCUCAAAAAAUAAGGCGCUCGCGGAGACUUGACCGACAUACUUUGGAUCGUUUACAUCGCGCUACGGCCAAAGCUGCGAAUUCAGAAGGUUGGACCGAUGCAGUAAAGUCCACCAUGGCGGAACUUAGUGGACAGGGUGGUGAGAUGGUCAUGGGGAUGGUUCGCGGGCGUGACAAAGGUGGCAUUGCCGAUAUUGAAACGCUUGAUCUCGAUACUUUCGUACAGUGCUGCAAUGGCGAGAGGGCAAAGUGGCUUUGGCUUGGCAAACAUCGCAAGAGUGGCUAUGAAGAUGAGUUCACACGCGGUACUGGAUCCGAUAUGAUGUUCACCACCGACGAACAAGGUGGAUAUGUCUGGACGAGUCGCAAGAAACCACAUUCAACAGAGGAUUUGCACCCUGAACGAUCCAGCCUGGCCCUUGAUCGUUCAUGGAAGAUGCCCGAUUCAUCAGUCGCCGAAGAAAAAGAUCAUCGCAGAAAGGGCGUUAGUGGUCGAGUUUCAGAUGCUCGUGCAGGAUUGGGGCGUUUCAAGGAUGCGGUUGGACUCCAAGGCCUUCGCUCUCAUCACCAUCAUCAUUCACGAGAAAGCUCGGAAUUGACACAUGACGCUGCUUACCGUCCGUCUAUCGACAGUGAUAAUGAGGCACCGCUCGCGAAAACGCGGACUGACUCUGGCUUCCGAUCAGAAACCAAAACUUCAAACGAUAUCGACGAGCCUAUCGAGGAGGAGGAAGAGGGAAAGGAAGAGAAAUCUACGCAACUUUCCCCCAUUGCCGACUCUGGCGAGGUCAAAGCACCUGUAAUUCAUAUUGAGACAGCACCAUCUGAAGAUGAGCUUGAACCAACACAGCCUGAUCAAUUCCUUGCGCAACAUCCUGACAUGAUCGACGAAGAGUCUGACAUGGAACGUGUCAUGUCUCGGUCGACGGCAGCAUCAACAGACCGCGAUCGUGGUGGCUCAAUCAGUGGAUUAGCUACCAUGGCCCUGCGGCGACCGCAAAGCUGCGAAGAUUUCCAAAACAUUGAACGUGAGAUCGAAAGACGAGACAACUACUGCGCGCGACAUUUGUCAUUUAGCACAGUUGAAGAAGUUGUACUAAACUGGGAGCCUGCAGGCGGGAAACCCAUCAUCAACGACACUAACAAUCUUGAAGAAGCCAUCGCUCUGGAAGACAUUCUUGCAUCCGAAGGGCGAAUUUUCAGUUCGCGGAUCCUCGAGUUGAGCGAGCACACUGCACCUUGGGUUGAGCGGCAAGUGGAUUCCGUGGACGGCCUCAACCAAGUCCUCUACGACCGGCACGAAGAGAUCAACUCAGUUUAUCUGGACCGAUUCGCAGACUAUCAGCGCCUGCGGGAACGAUCUAGCGAUAUUCUUUUGGAUGAAAACCACCACCUCGCUGAUGGAGUCAAACGUGUUGAGUUGCUGGGCGCAAAAUUGGAUUACGAACUACACGUCCUCGAAUCUAAAGUUGAGGACAUGGAAGCCGGCCUGAGCGACUUCGACCGUCACAUUGUAAAUGUCGAGACGAGAAUCAAAGCGCUGGUCAAAGGCGAGGAACAGCACGACACUUCAUGGACAGCAUGGAUAGCCCGGUCGAUGGGCUUCUCGACAUAA